Messenger RNA from Trichosporon asahii var. asahii CBS 2479, 597 nucleotides. RefSeq lists its product as uncharacterized. Lineage: Eukaryota; Fungi; Basidiomycota; Tremellomycetes; Trichosporonales; Trichosporonaceae. Bases 1 to 597 code for a protein of 198 amino acids. The transcript has 2 exons. The record is from RefSeq and is a predicted model, not a curated record.
AUGCCUCUUCCAGCUCUCACCGUCGACCGCGACGAAAGGAUGGUCAAGUGGACGCACGAGCUCCUACGUCCCGGCGCGUGCCCGCACCCCGACUAUGCCGACUUUGACGUCUUUGGGUGCACCACCAGCAUGUUGGCAGCAGACGAGCCAUGCGGGCUAUCCGCGAUUGUCCAGCGCAUGUCAAACAAGGACAUCAACAGCCUCAUCGUCAAGACAACAAAGACACCACAAUGCAAGAUGACACACGAGUACGCCGAGGAAAGCGACAAGGAGUUUGAGGCGACCAUGGAGGCGCUCAACCUGCUCUACGACGAGCUCCGCAAGCGGCCAGCUCACGCUGCCGACCUCCCCCUCGUUGACAUGCACCGCGGCGCUGCUCACCACGACGAGGGCAGCACACAACACUUUGGCGCGGAUCACCCACACGACGAUGCGCCGCAGACUCCUCUGCCGGGGCGUCUGCAACCAUCGGCCACUUUACCUCCCCACCCUGCUCAGGCGACUGCAGGACCUGCUCCCCCACUCGCAGCACCACGGAGCAAAGCACGCGUACGGUUCUGCAUGCCCGCUGGCCUCUCGCUGGCCGAGCUCGACUAG